CCAUUUACGUUUCCUGCUGAUUAGAAUUUACCGGAUGCUGCUUCCUGUUGACGUGACCGGACGCUGUUUCCUGCUGAUUAGAAUUUACCGGAUGUAAGUUUCCUGUUAACAUGAACGGAUGCCCGUCGAUACAUGAAUUACGAAUCUACCGCUUUAGUCAACUGAGCUAAAAGGGGCGCGCGAUUGCAGGGGCGUAGAGGGUGGCGUUAGAUACUCACAUAUGAGCUGCAGCUAACCCUACCUGCUAUAGGUAUAGAGUAACAGCGUGCGAAAUUUAGUUGUUAUUAUAAUUAGAAUGGGAAGCUGCAAUCUCGCGAUAGUGUUUAUUUAUAGCAGCUAUGAUAAGACGCUUAAAGGUGUAAUAACCAUUUUAUUUUAAUUAAUAUAAUAAAUAUCUACAUAUACAAAAUGCUAGAAAUUAUGAAGCUACAAAGUUUUUUGUGUGCGCUCCGCCAUAAUACAAUCUCUACAAUAAAUCAUUAACGGCGCUGGACCAUCGAUGUGGGUGCGCUGCCAUGGUUGAUUCCAGUGUUUUGUACAUCGUAUUCGAUUCCGCAGCUCACAAUCUCUUUGAAAUACGGUUGGAAUCUUGAUCCAUAUUUUCAAUAAGUCAUUUACACUUAAACUUAACAAUUCGCUCUUCGUCUCAAUAUAAUUAGACUCCUUUUGAGCCUCUCGCCUAGCGAUGUUGUAAAGUAUUCGAUCCAUUAUCGUUCGAUAUGAGGACCGAAAUGAACAUUAGCAUCCCCGUUUUAUACCUACACCUUUAAGAUACACUGCGCAUGAUGGAUUUCUUCAAAUCCCCUCCAAAAGUACUUUCAAGAGCAGGUAUAAGAGUAAUAAGAAAGUAAAAAAUCGAUUUAUAUCGAGAUGAGUGCACAAAUACAGCAACAAUCGCAAGAUUCGUGGGGUAGCGAAGAUGAUGCAAAGUCAUCGCUUUCGCUGGAUAAAUUAUCGGUGAAUGAAUCCUCGAAAGAGGAGCAAGGAAAGGAAACCUUAAUAUCUUCGUGGUCGUUAUUCUUAGACGGAGGCAUUAUUCUCGAAGUUGGCGUUACACUGGACGAGUACUUUUUCGAUUCCAUCGUGCAAAUAUCAUGUCCUCCGCAUUAUGAUGACCAGUAUUUACAAUUUGAGCGUUGCGAAUGGAAAGAAAUAUUCAAUUUUAAAACUGAACACUUAAUUAAACAUAUGGUGCAGUGUACGCCUAAAAGAAGGAGCAAGCAUGAAAUUUUUACCGAGUCCAAAAUAAUAAUACUUGAAGCGGAAGAAGAAGAAGACGGAGGAUGUAUUCGAAUAAGCGAAUCAGAUAAAUCUAUAAUAUUUUCCAAGCAAGCAAUCGAUAUGAUAUUUAUCGCUUCCGAAGUAAUUACUCAAAAAUUGGAUGUUGCCAACCACUAUGCGAUGUAUUGUCUUUAUGAUGACUUUACGCGUGAGGUUGCAAAAAUUCUACAUACCGAAGGUGUUACUAGCGAAGAGAGCAUGUUAUCGAGAGGGAAAUUGAUAUGCCAAAAUCUCAAAUUGUUAACAUCGCUAAGCAGUUGGAAGGAAAAGUAUGAUAAUUUGCAAGACUUGACUCUUCUAACAGAAAUUGUAAACAUUCACCCUCGAAAAUUUAUAAAUACGGUUGUUAGUAAAAUUAGCAUGUUAAAAUAAAUAAUUUUUUAACAU
Messenger RNA from Photinus pyralis (common eastern firefly), 1668 nucleotides. RefSeq lists its product as uncharacterized. The transcript is spliced from 2 exons. Bases 871 to 1653 code for a protein of 260 amino acids. The record is from RefSeq and is a predicted model, not a curated record. Lineage: Eukaryota; Metazoa; Arthropoda; Insecta; Coleoptera; Lampyridae.